AUGGACACGUUGCGAGCGAGAGUCAAGGACUUGGACUUUGAACCCAGCCGGGUUGUGGACUCGACCAGCUAUCGGCAUGAGUAUUUGAUGGUAAUGCUGAAAGCUGUACAGCUCAUUAUCUGUGAAGAGGACUGGGUCACUAUGAAGAUGUUUAAAAUAGCUGAAACAAAUAAUAUGGAAGCUUUCAACCAUGGCCGCCUAAAGCAGAAUUGUCUUGGUCAACAAUUAUUGCGACUUGGUAUUCGCCGACGAAGCGAACGCGAAGUUGUUCGGGAGUUGUCUGUGUGUAAUGGGAAGUCAAAAAAAGCACUAAUUGAUAAGUUGUUAUCAGUUUUGAAUAUAUGGAAUAUGAGAGCGACUUUAUUUGACCUUAUGCUCAUGAUCAAGGAGAUUUCUCCCGAGGGUGCACAGAAACAUGUUCAUCAGAGUGCUCUAGCGGCUGAUGCUCUUAUGAGAGAAAUUGGGAAGAGUUGUCGUGAUUUGUUCACUAAUGCCCAUGAACAAGGCCUACAACUUUCUUCUGCUAUCGUUAGUUGUUCAUAG
This is a messenger RNA of Strongylus vulgaris, 543 nucleotides long. Lineage: Eukaryota; Metazoa; Nematoda; Chromadorea; Rhabditida; Strongylidae. The record is from the annotation of a GenBank genome assembly.